Messenger RNA from Haemonchus placei, 384 nucleotides. Lineage: Eukaryota; Metazoa; Nematoda; Chromadorea; Rhabditida; Trichostrongylidae. The record is from the annotation of a GenBank genome assembly.
AUGAAAUCAUGUUCCCAGGUGGCCAUCCAUAACCAUGACUGGAAACCUGACAUCGUCUACUUGUACCAAUUUCCACGGAGCGCCUGCAUGCCAAAUGUGUCACCGUUUUGUCUGAAGGUUGAGACAUUUCUCAAGGUCAAUAAAAUUCCUUAUGAGGUACGCCCACUAUUGAUGGGACGAUCGAAAUACGGUCUGCUACCAUUUAUCGAACUAAACGGCGAACACAUUGCCGACUCACAGAUCAUCAUUCAUCGUCUCACGGAACACUUUAAAACCAAGGAUCUCGAUUCGGUUCGAUUUCCAACAGUAAAUAUCCCGCAAAGCGACUCCCGGGAGUUUUAUGUAUAUGGGCGAUACCAACUGACGGGUUCUGAAGCAUUUUAG